GACACUAAUGACACUGACAAGUGCAAUGGCAGUUAGUAAUGGUAAUAUUUUGUGAAAAGGAAUAAUAAAACUUAAUAAAAAAUAUAUAUGUAAAUUUUUAAACUUAAAAUUUUAUAGCCCACAUUGUAUUUUUUCACUAACAAAAUAAUUUAUAGGAAUACACAAUAAAUAUGUCAUCAGGCCGGCCCAUUAAAUGUGUGGUUGUUGGAGAUGGAACCGUAGGAAAAACUUGUAUGCUCAUUUCUUAUACCACAGAUAGUUUUCCUGGCGAAUAUGUUCCGACAGUGUUUGACAAUUAUUCCGCCCCAAUGGUAGUUGAUGGAAUUUCUGUUAGUUUAGGACUUUGGGAUACUGCAGGUCAAGAGGAUUAUGAUAGGUUACGACCUCUAUCCUAUCCACAGACAGAUGUUUUUUUGAUAUGUUUCAGUGUAGCAUCGCCAUCCUCUUUUGAAAAUGUUACUUCUAAGUGGUAUCCUGAAAUUAAACAUCACUGUCCAGAUGCACCCAUUAUAUUAGUUGGUACGAAAAUAGAUUUAAGAGAUGAUAGAGAAACUUUGAAUUCUCUUGCUGAUCAAGGUCUCAGUCCUAUAAAAAGAGAACAAGGACAAAAAUUGGCCAAUAAGAUUAGAGCUGUAAAAUAUAUGGAAUGCUCGGCUUUAACUCAGAGGGGUCUUAAACAGGUAUUUGAUGAAGCUGUUAGGGCAGUACUCCGACCCGAACCUCAAAAAAGGCGCCAACGCAAAUGUUUGGUUAUGUAACCUAUUUGGUUAUAUAUUUUUGGAAGUCUCUAAAUUUAAUACUCAUUUUGAUAA
Messenger RNA from Diorhabda carinulata, 812 nucleotides. RefSeq names its product ras-related C3 botulinum toxin substrate 1 (gene Mtl). Lineage: Eukaryota; Metazoa; Arthropoda; Insecta; Coleoptera; Chrysomelidae. Gene Ontology annotation, biological process: small GTPase-mediated signal transduction. The coding region runs from base 171 to 758 and encodes 195 amino acids. The transcript has 4 exons. The record is from RefSeq and is a predicted model, not a curated record. Gene Ontology annotation, molecular function: GTP binding; GTPase activity.